Messenger RNA from Tetranychus urticae (two-spotted spider mite), 1059 nucleotides. The record is from RefSeq and is a predicted model, not a curated record. Lineage: Eukaryota; Metazoa; Arthropoda; Arachnida; Trombidiformes; Tetranychidae.
UAUUAAUAACUUAAAUAACAACAAGCAAACUUAUUUGCCCAACAACAUUAAAAGUGCUGAUAAAGUAAAUGCCAAUAAUCUUGGUAAACUAGGUAAACCAGAUAAAAACGGAUUACUCGAGAAAAAGAAAAUGUCCGAUGAAGAAAUUAUGGAUAAAUUACGUAGCAUAGUGACCAUUGGUGAUCCUUAUAGAAAAUAUUCAGCGAUUGAAAAAAUCGGUCAAGGAGCCUCGGGUGUUGUCUAUACUGCUAUCGAAGUAUCAACAGGAAUGGAGGUUGCAAUUAAACAAAUGAAACUUGUUCAACAACCAAAUCAGAAGCUUAUAAUAAACGAAAUUUUGGUAAUGAAGGAAAAUAAGCACCCGAAUAUUGUUAAUUAUCUAGAUUCAUAUUUGGUUGGUGAUGAAUUGUGGGUUGUUAUGGAGUAUUUACCUGGUGGGUCUCUGGUAGACGUUGUUACCGAAACUUGCAUGGAUGAGGGUCAAAUUGCUGCUGUGUUAAGAGAAAUUUUACAAGCUUUGGAAUUUUUACACUCAAAUGAUGUCAUUCACCGGGAUAUUAAGUCAGAUAACAUUCUCCUUGGUAUGGAUGGCUCAGUAAAAUUAACCGAUUUUGGUUUUUGUGCUCAAAUCUCCCCUGAACAUAACAAGAGGACAACUCUUGUUGGUACACCUUAUUAGAUGGCUCCAGAAGUAGUCAACAAAAAACAGUAUGGUCCAAAAGUCGAUAUCUGGUCUUUAGGAAUAUUAGCCAUUGAAAUGAUUGAAGGAGAGCCUCCAUGUUUGAAUGAACAUCCUCUUAGGGCUCUUUAUCUGAUCGCCACCACUGGCAAACCAGAAAUUAAAGAUAAGGAUAAACUUUCAGUUUUAUUUCAAGAAUUUCUGGACAAGUGCCUCGAAGUUGAUGUGGAUAAACGAUGGUCAUCAUCAGAGCUUCUUAAAUUUUAAGGUCGCAGCCACUUGAUUAAAACUCACUAGGUAAGUGAAAAAGGAUCUUUCAUAUUGAUUUUUUGAUUUGUCUUGUUUAUUUAUUGGAUUUAUAUUAUUAUUGCCUAAUCAAU